Vanessa atalanta (red admiral) is the source of this 1372-nucleotide messenger RNA. It is a transcript of the gene Dd, whose product is annotated as CTD nuclear envelope phosphatase 1 homolog. Lineage: Eukaryota; Metazoa; Arthropoda; Insecta; Lepidoptera; Nymphalidae. The record is from RefSeq and is a predicted model, not a curated record. Gene Ontology annotation, molecular function: protein serine/threonine phosphatase activity. The transcript is spliced from 7 exons. Bases 147 to 878 code for a protein of 243 amino acids.
UCGAUUAUGUCAUGGCGGGUUAGAUGUUUCGGCACUGGGUUUCGUUGAAUUUGUUUUGAAUUACGCUGUCAAUGAUCUCGUUUGGUCAAUCGGUGUUUAACACUUACGGUAUCUGUAUACUGAUAAUCGUUUCGUAAACAUUUCAAAUGCUGAAACAAUUGCAAAUGGGCAUUCGCGCGUUCAUGCUAAUCGCAUCCAAAGUAUGGAGUUGUUUUUGUUACAUGUUUAGAAAGCAAUAUCGAGCGUUGGCUCAAUAUCAAUCUGUCAAAUAUGAAAUAUAUCCACUAUCCCCUGUAUCUCGACACAGGCUGAGUCUAGUCAAAAGAAAAAUGCUGGUCCUAGACUUAGACGAGACGCUCAUACACUCGCACCACGACGCGAUGUUGCGGCCGACGGUGAAGCCGGGCACGCCUCCGGACUUCGUGCUCAAAGUGACGAUAGACAAACACCCAGUCAGAUUUUUCGUACAUAAACGGCCUCACGUUGAUUAUUUUUUGGAUAUAGUGUCACAGUGGUACGAGUUGGUGGUUUUCACAGCGUCGAUGGAGAUAUACGGUGCUGCGGUCGCGGACAAGCUGGACAAUGGACGGGGGAUCCUUAGGAGGAGGUUUUAUAGACAGCACUGUACGGCAGAACACGGGUCAUAUACAAAGAACCUGUCGUCGAUAUGUGACGAUCUAAACAGGGUCUUUAUCCUAGACAAUUCUCCGGGAGCAUACCGGGAUUUCCCAGACAACGCCAUCCCCAUCAAGUCGUGGUUCUCGGACCCGCUGGACGUGGCGCUGCUCAACCUGCUGCCGGCGCUCGACGCGCUGCGCUUCACGCACGACGUGCGCUCCGUGCUGUCGCGCAACCUGCACCUGCACCGCCUGUGGUAGCGACCGCGGCGAAUACCGGCUUUUGUACAAAUGAAGGAGGCCGUGGCGCUUCCGGAUCCUAUUUAUUAUUAUUUUUUUCACUCGUUAGGUCCUUCAGCGCUUCUAUUCAAAUAUACAUAUAGAUUUAAUAUAGUUAAAUAAAGUUUUUUUUUAAGUUUUGUUUUUAAAAUGAAAAGUGAUUAGUGUAUAAUAUACCUAGACAGUGUAUAUUUUAAGUCGACCUACAUGUGUGGGAGUGUGGGUAGUUUUUGAAACGCCCAUUUAUUAUCUGUGGAACGCUAUGGACUUGGACCUUCAUGUGUCUCUUUCGCUCGUACCGUGUAGAGCGAGACGGCUGAUUUCUAUACCGGAUUUUGUUUAAGUGUAGUAUGUAGUUAUCUUAAGAACCAUUACACACGAAUGGUUUGUGCUCUCCGUUACUUGAAAGGAAUAUUUUUUAUUAUAUUUCCUUUCUAUGCAAAAUUUUAUUGCAAUCAGAUUUUUUUUUUGUCAUU